Messenger RNA from Carassius gibelio (silver crucian carp), 5043 nucleotides. Its product is annotated as protein phosphatase 1A. The record is from RefSeq and is a predicted model, not a curated record. The coding region runs from base 436 to 1437 and encodes 333 amino acids. Gene Ontology annotation, biological process: protein dephosphorylation; positive regulation of canonical Wnt signaling pathway; positive regulation of canonical NF-kappaB signal transduction. NCBI's taxonomy places the organism in Eukaryota, Metazoa, Chordata, Actinopteri, Cypriniformes, Cyprinidae. The transcript has 3 exons. Gene Ontology annotation, cellular component: nucleus; cytosol. Gene Ontology annotation, molecular function: protein serine/threonine phosphatase activity; magnesium ion binding; manganese ion binding.
AGUGACGUAAUAGCGAGAGCGGGACGCGCAUUAUCCGCUGCAGCAUCCGGGUCCCUAACAAACCAAUCCGCGCGGAGAGAGAGGUUUGCUGAGCGCGACGCAAGGCAGUAGCCCCCCCUUCGGGAAAACAAAACAACCGGAGCCAGAAAUGCCCCACCACCCAGCUGCUGACUGCCUUAACGGGCUUAUGUGAUGCAUGUCAUAUAUUUUCAUAAAACAUUUUUUUUCAUAAUCGAUUUCUGGCUGUUUUGAAGUUAGUUUACUUGCUAAUUGGCUAGCCAUCGAUCGAUUGAUGGGUGUUGUGGCUGUCAGCGCUGGUUUAUAGUGUUUACUAUCUAGCUUAUCAUACUGAUAUUAAGGCUCUUACCCGCGGCUUUGGUGCCUCGGUGUUUCUUCAUUCAGCAAAAAACACGAAGAAGCUGGAGCAAAAUAAGAAUGGGUGCGUUCCUAGACAAGCCAAAGAUGGAGAAGCACAAUUCUCAUGGUGAGGGGAACGGCCUGCGCUACGGACUCAGCAGCAUGCAGGGCUGGCGUGUGGAGAUGGAGGACGCACACACGGCUGUGACAGGGCUGCCUUACGGCCUCGGCCUGUGGUCUUUUUUUGCCGUCUAUGAUGGGCAUGCAGGCUCUCAGGUUGCUCGUUACUGCUGUGAGCAUCUGCUGGAUCACAUCACCAGCAACCCGGACUUCAGGAGAGGCUGCUCAGGAGGUGGGGAUUUAAUUAAUGCUGAGCCCUCCGUGGAGGGUGUGAAAUGUGGAAUCCGCACAGGCUUCCUGCAGAUCGACGAGCACAUGCGGGCCAUGUCCGAACGCAAGCACGGGGCAGACCGCAGUGGUUCCACUGCAGUGGGUGUGAUGAUUUCUCCUCAUCACUUUUAUUUCAUCAAUUGUGGUGACUCCAGAGCCUUGCUGAGCCGCAAGGGUCAAGUUCACUUCUUCACCCAGGACCACAAGCCGAGUAACCCCCUGGAAAAGGAGAGGAUCCAGAACGCAGGUGGUUCUGUUAUGAUCCAGAGGGUCAACGGCUCCCUCGCUGUCUCCCGUGCUCUCGGCGACUUCGACUAUAAGUGUGUGCAUGGGAAAGGCCCCACUGAGCAGCUGGUGUCCCCGGAGCCAGAAGUGUAUGAGAUCGAGCGCUCUGAGACUGAGGAUGAAUUUGUGGUACUGGCCUGCGAUGGCAUUUGGGACGUCAUGGCCAAUGAAGAACUGUGUGAUUUCGUGCGCUCACGCCUGGAAGUGACAGAAGACCUGGAGAGAGUGUGUAAUGAGAUCGUGGACACGUGUUUGUACAAGGGUAGUCGUGACAACAUGAGUGUGGUGCUUGUAUGUUUUCCUGGGGCCCCAAAAAUCAACCCAGAAGUGGUGAAGCGAGAGGCGGAGCUAGAUAAGUACCUGCAGAACAGAGAGGGUGGAGCAUGUAAAAAGACGAAUAAAUAACAUGUAUUCCAAAUACGAAGGGAGAGUUCUAGAAAGUGAGCAUUCUUACUUAAUUAGGUGAGUUUGUUAGAUGGCAGUUUACACUUACCAAUUAAGAAUAUUUUACCGCUAACGUAAAGUUUCCAAUUAACGAAUCCCCAUAUUGGAGAGGAAAGACUCACUGGUACUGUAUUAGCACAGUUAGGACUAAUAAGAAUCAAUUUUAACCAGAGAGAAAUACCACAGUGUGAAUUUAUUUGAGCUUAUAUUGCCAAUUAGAGGCCUUUAUUUAUUGCCAAUAUGGAAAAGCUCUUAGACAAUUUAGAGGUAACCUGUAGCUUUACCAGAGGUUUUAUUUUAGUGCAUCCGAGGAUCCUCCAAACCAGUGCAUAUUACUUGGUAUAUUAUUAGCUGCUAAGUGAUGGUGAGUAAGUGCAAUUGUAGUCGAGGAAAAAGGAGUGAUGAAAACCCAACAUUUGGCUCUGCACUUUUUCAUUAAGCGCUGCUAUUCUUAAAGGCAUCUUCUAUUAAUAAGAGAGAGACCAAAUUUGAGAUCUCAGUUAGAGUACAAUAUGUUCAUGUGUUCGAGCAGAAUUAAUACAAAGUGUAGUUUUGCAUUCUGUUUGUGACCGUGCGUUCUUGAGAUAGUUGUUUUCAUCCACUUAUACAAGCAUGUGUUUAAGUCUGGCAAUCCGUUUCAUUUGCAUCUUUCUGAAAAGUCGAUCUAAAUGAGAGUGAAUGUCAGGCCUCCACUGCUGAUUACCUGAAAUUGUAGCUGACACUUCUGUUCAUGGCCUGAUGAUGCAGUUUCUUGUCUGUAGUAGUGGCCACGAGCAUUUUAAUCUGCAUGAUUCCUGUCAUGUAAUAUGGAACAUUGUUGCCUUAGGCCUUAUUUACAGUGACUACCUUGUUUAGAAUCGAUAGGUUAGAAUUAGGUAUCAACCCCAACUGCUUGGAAGAGUCAAAUGAAAUCCAAUGGACACAUGGUACUGAAAGCAUGCACUGUACCGAUAGCACGAUAAGUUGUGUACACCUCUUGCAUGUAAGCUACAUUAAGAAAAAACAGGGAUAGGUCUUAGAGUUAGGUUGGUCUGACAGAAGUCUUGUACUUUGUACAGUAUACAUCUGUAACCCCUGAGCAACCGCUUCCGUGUGAACUCAACAGAGUGUUUGAAAGAUUGUGUCAAUGUUUUACAAUCCUCUCCGAGUUGUUUACUACUUGUUGCCUCAAACUGACACUAUGUCAAUCCUCUGGUUUAUUUAUAAAUAUUAAGAAAAAUCAUUUAGUUAGGGAAUUCUUGGUGCAUAGAGUGGUAUUCAGUCUGUUUGCACUGUUUGAGAUGUAGAUCCUUGUUGGUACAAUGAUUGCACAUUUAUAGUACAAUGGUACACUGCUUUUGUGUCUGUAAAACCAACAAGAUUUGGCUUUUUUCCCCCCUUACCUACAAUUUUGAAAGUUUCUCAUUUAAAUUUCUUAUUUUUGACCCCCAGUACCCCAUGGACUUGUCCUAACAUGGCGCGACUCAACAAAAUUUUAGCGACAAGCAAUUUGUCUAAUGGUUACGGUAGUUCACCUAAAAAUGAAAAUCAUUUACUCACCCUCAUGUCGUUCAUUAAAAACUUUGGAUCCCAUUAACUUUCAUAAUAUGGACAGAAAAAAGUAAAAGUAUAAAGUAUCUUCUUACAUAGAAGAAAGAAAAAAAAACAUCACUUUGAGAUUACAUUAGAGGUCAUUUAUUUAAUUUGUUGGGGAGAACUAUCACUAAUGUAAAUGUGACGUGACUCAGUGCAAUCAAUCACAAAACCUGGCCAAUCAGAACAGCUCCCACUGUUUCAGAAUGUGUGAAUCCAUUCCUCCUUGUCCAUGUUUGAUGUUUAAUAUAUAUGAAAUCAAUAUACUUGAGCAGUACUUCAGUCUAGUGAAUUUUCAUUUUGGACAGGUCUACCAGUGCUCAACAAGUGAAAAAGAAACCAUGGUACCGACAAAAUAAUAAGGUGCAAUUUGUUUUAUCAAAUUGCACCUUAUUACAGAAACUGAUUUUUUUUUUUUUUUUUUUUGCCUGCAGUAGUAAAGCAUAGUUCUUUUUAUUUAGCAAAAUUUCCCCUUAGAACCAAAAGAUCCCACAUGUUCUUUGUUUUACCAGGAAAAGUUUUUUAGCGUUAAGAUGUGUUUAACUUGAUGAAAAACAUAGUGUGCCUGCUCAAGAGAACUCUUGAGAUUAAAAAGAUUGUAGGUUGUUCCUGUACCAUAUUAGUUUCAUUUUGCUUGGGUUUGCUGUUGUAUCUCCUCCUCACUGUGUGACAUCUUGAUAAUCCACUGUUUAUUAAAUUAGCCUUAAAUAUUUUCUUCCAUAAUAGCACACCUGAGAUCUGUAUGCUUUGAUGAGACUUCAUGUGUUUGUAUACCUACAAAGAGUGACCAGGUUCUUCUGGGAGAGCCUUUAAUUGUGCCUAUGAGUGAGUCAAUGGCCAGUUGUAGCAUUCAGAUGAACUUUCUAAAUCUUUUGUGGUGAUUUCUGUUAUUUUUGUAACAUUAUUCUACUCGAGCAUAAUUUUUGCUUGUGCAUUCGGUAGCAUUUGGCCCCUUACAGAAAGUGCCAUGCGAGGGAUUUGAAAACAAUUCACUUGUGAUCAUUGCUGCACAUACCACAACCUAACCUAGUGACUCAAACAUUGGGUGGAAAUAUUGCCUUACUGACAAACAAAGCAGGCAUUAUAUGGUCCAUAAAGUAUUGUAGGAGAUCACCUUGAUUUCUAACUGUAGCCCCAUGAAAUUGAGAUGUACAGGGAAAGAAAAUGUCAACUACAAUUCUGUCCUUAUACAAAGUUCAUUGCAUUUCAAGUGAAGCAAGCAACUGCAAAUAAAACAGGCCUUUGUAACAUUGGAUAAUUUCAAAAUGUAUCUUCUGAAACAUUAAUCAGUAGGGCAAAUAGAAGCCCACUUAUUGUCAUAUACCCGCGCUGUGUUGUGAUAUUGGUCCCUGUGUGUCACUUCUGUCUUUAUCUCUCAGGUCCAAACUGACAAGCAACAGAGGACACUAUUUAUUUAAAUUAUUUAUUGUCUUUAUAGUAUUUUGCCUCUUUUGAUUGAAACUGUCCAUGCAUUCCAUUUUCUUUAGCCAAAUAAGCACUACUAAUGCAAUGAAAAUCUUCUAUUCUUUUCUCCUUGUAUUUAUUGUUAUAUAUCUGUCAUGAAUAGUCCAUGUGAAGUGAAAGCUAUGCCAGUUAAAUAUGCAUCAUGUCUUGGUUUCAUCUACACACAGUAGUUUCUUCACUUGCUGUUCACGCUUUUCACUGUUCUGUCAGAGUAGAUCGGUCCGAGGUUGACGAUGUGUAAGGGUUAUAAUCUAUGAUCAGCCCUUUCUUAACCCAGCAGACUGUUUGUGUCUGUGUUUGUUCAAUUUUACCUCUCAGAAGGUAACCGUUUUAUAAAGCUCAUUUUGAAAGAUUUUUCGAAUACAAUUUCAUAGAAAAGUAUUUCAAUAUUAGAGGGUGAGCACGCAAUAUUUUCUUUCUUUAGUUUUUAUUUUUGUACGUUAGCACCCGGGUAUUAGCAAAGUAGACAAACUGUGAUCUUGUUAUUCUUGACUGUCAAAGAUGAUUUAAAUAAAAUUAUUUACGGAAAAA